AUGACAACUCAUAAUCUUUUCGAAAGACCUGAAUUACUUGACAGUCAAACUCGUUUAAUUUUAUCUGCUGAUACUAAACCAAAACGAUUAAUCCGCAGUGCAACACGAUCAGCUGGACAUCAUGCUACACAUGAACGUUCAGAUUCAGCUGUAAGCGCAACUGCUAUUCAAGAAGUAGAUAAUGAAUUAUUAGAUGAAAAUGCUGAAACAAAUAAUGAAAAUUUUCCUAUAAGACAAAUUUCAGUUAUAUCAAAUGAAAUUGAUUAUGACACUGAUCUUGAGCAAGAGCAAGAAUCACAUCGUGAUUAUACAUGUAAAGGUAUUUAUAUGGAUCAGUGUCGUCGCCACAGUCUUAUACCAUCUUCACAUUUUUUACGUCAUGUUGAUAAUGAAACAUUAGCAAUACGCUAUUGUGGUUUAAAAUCGAUUAAUGUUAAAGUUAUGGUACCAUCAUUGAGAAUUAAUUCAACUAUUACAAAACUUGAUCUGCAAGAUAAUAGUAUUGGAUCACGAGGUGCUAUUUAUAUAGCAUAUUUAAUUAAAGAUAAUGAAUAUAUUGACGAAUUAAAUCUUGCAAACAAUGAUAUUGGCCUACAGGGUUGUAAAGUACUUUGCCGAGUACUUAGUUCAAAUCGUUCACUUCGCAAAAUUAAUCUUGAUGGCAAUCGUUUCAAUGAUGAUUGUGCACCAUUCUUUGCUGAAGUUUUUUCUCAAAAUGAAUUUUUAAUUUCGAUUAAUUUAAAUAAAAAUUUCUUUGAAAAUGAAACAACAGGUCGACUUUUUGGUAAAGCAUUAAGUGAAAAUCAAACAUUGGAACAUUUUUAUAUUGGUUGGAACUGCCUUUGUUCAAAAGCAUGUGGUCAUUUACUAAAACCAUUGACCUUAAAUGCACGUAUAACAUCAUUGGAUUUAUCUUGGAAUGGCGCUGGGCUUUUUGCAGCUAAAGCAAUUAGUGAAUUAUUAAGAAAAAAUACAGUAAUAGAAAAACUGUUUUUAGAUAACAACAAAUUCAAUACUGAAUGUGCUACGUAUAUCGGCAAAGGUUUAUCGAAAAAUGAAUCGUUAAAAAUCCUAACAUUAAGUGGAAAUCCAUUAGAAUCAAGUGGUUGCUAUGCUGUAUUACGUCCAUUAGUUAAACAUUCAACAUGUCAACUGCGAACCAUCGAUUUACGUGGAAUAAUUGUAAACAAAGAUUUUCUCGAGCUAGGAGCUGAACUUGCGACUGUUUUACCAGAAUUGACUGUCAGAUUAGGUAGCGAACAGGCAAAAAGUGAUUGA
Molecule: messenger RNA, 1278 nt
Organism: Rotaria socialis
Lineage: Eukaryota; Metazoa; Rotifera; Eurotatoria; Philodinida; Philodinidae
Source: the annotation of a GenBank genome assembly